Centruroides sculpturatus (bark scorpion) is the source of this 1188-nucleotide messenger RNA. It is a transcript of the gene Yippee, whose product is annotated as protein yippee-like 5. The transcript has 6 exons. The record is from RefSeq and is a predicted model, not a curated record. NCBI's taxonomy places the organism in Eukaryota, Metazoa, Arthropoda, Arachnida, Scorpiones, Buthidae. Bases 363 to 722 code for a protein of 119 amino acids.
AGAAUAGAAUUUCAAUGACGUCACACCUGUUUGUUUGUGUUGAAAAAGAAGCAGCUGAUGAGAAACGUGGCUGAAGAAGAAAGACGCUUUUCGGCUGGAGAAUUUAGACCAGUUUACAGAUUCAUAUUCUUUUGAAAUAAUAGAUAUUCUGAUUUUAAGAAGUCAGUUUCAUCGAAAAUGCAAAUGUCACUGAACAGCUAUGCAAAUUAGUAGUGUGAAGUACUAAUUGUGUACUGAAUAAGCAUAUGUGAUUUUAUAUUGAUAAAUUGAUUUAAAAAAAAGAGUUUUAAAUUUCCAUUAAAAGUAUCCUUAAGAUAUUGAAGAUAAGCUUAUUUCAGAAAUCAAUUUAGUGGUUGAACACUAUGGGACGAAUCUUUCUCGAUCACAUUGGUGGUUCUCGUCUCUUUUCUUGCGCUAGUUGUGAUACCAUUCUGACAAAUCGCAACGAACUAAUCAGCACACGCUUUACUGGAGCCACGGGACGAGCUUUUCUUUUCAAUCGAGUCGUCAAUCUCACGUACAGUGAAGUUCAAGAUCGAGUAAUGCUAACAGGAAGACAUAUGGUUAGAGAUGUAUCGUGCAAGAAUUGUGACACAAAAUUAGGUUGGAUAUACGAAUUUGCCACAGAAGAAAAUCAACGAUACAAAGAAGGAAGGGUGAUAUUGGAGAGAGCCCUCGUCACCGAAAGUGACGGCAUUGAAGAACACAUGGGAGACGAUUGAUUUGAACAUGGCCGGAGUAAAAUUCAUCGUUAUAUUUUACAUCAUUAUGUAAUGAUGAGAUUAGUUUAUAUUUUUGUUUUUUUUUUUUUUAAUUGAAACAUGUAUUGGCUAUGGAGUUCUUCAAACUAGUUAAACAAAAGACUAUCCAUAAAAAACCAGUCUAUCCUUUAGAAACUGUUUGAUAUGGGAAUCCUAUUUAUAUUUAAAAACCUUCGUGAUAAGUAGAAUUUUAGAUUUUUAUGAAGGAAGAAAAAGAAAAAAAAAAACAGGAGUUUUUUUUACAGCUAGCAGUGCAGUAUUUAUUUAUUUUUUGUAAGCAGAUGAAACAAAAUAACAAAAUCUUACCUUUGAAGUUAUGUAAAUGCAGAUUAUUAUUUAUAAAAAAGAAAAUUUAUUAACCAUACCGAGAGUAUUCUAAACAAUUUUGCCGGACAAAUUUUGCUGAUUUCUUACUUAAGCAUGAUGC